Punica granatum (pomegranate) is the source of this 787-nucleotide messenger RNA. Lineage: Eukaryota; Viridiplantae; Streptophyta; Magnoliopsida; Myrtales; Lythraceae. The record is from RefSeq and is a predicted model, not a curated record.
UCCUAUUUAUGCAAACUCGUUCUCCAUCUUCCUCUCUGUUCUGUUCUGUUCCGUUCCGCAUCAUUGAGACUGCCACACCCGAAAGCCCAACACUUUUUUGCGGCUCUCGUCUGUCUGUUUGUCUCACCGCCCUAGGGAAACAGACACGCACAUACACAGAGACAAACAACAACAAUGGAGGUGGGUGAGUUGCAGCAGAGUCUGAUGGAUUACAUGAACUCAUUGCGCAGUCAGGAGAUUCUGGAUUCUCAGUUCGGACAGCUUCAACGGCUGCAAGAUGAGAGCAGCCCCAACUUCGUGGCCGAAGUGCUCACUCUCUUCUUCACUGAUUCCAAGGAUCUCAUCAAGGAACUCUCCGAGGCUCUUAACCAGCAGAAUGUGGAUUUUAAGGAAGUAGACUCCUGUGUUCACCAGUUGAAGGGCAGCAGCGCAAGUAUUGGUGCACAGAGAUUAAAGAAGACUUGCAUCGACUUCAGCAGAUUCUGCAAUGAAAAGAACCGUCAAGCAUGCCUGAAGUGCCUGGAACAAAUGCGAGAGGAGUUCAAUCUGGUGAGGAGCAAACUCAAUGGCCUUCUCCAGAUAGAGAAGCAAAUUGUGGCAGCUGGCGGGUCAAUCCCAAUCAUGGAUUUGUAAAAGCAGCAUUAAUUGAGCAAAAUAGACCAGACUGUUUUGCAAUACUUUGUCUAGGAUUGUCCUUUUACAGUUUCGUACUUUAGAAUAGUUAGUAGUUUGAUCUACUUCCAAGUUUUCUGAUCUCGCAAAAUGCCGUUGAAGCAGUGUUGUCUUU